AUGUGCGUCAUUGGGCCGCGCGCCCGGCCCGGCCCUUCCUGUCCCGGCGCGGCCGCCGCGAUGAACAGUGUGGGCGAGGCGUGCACGGAGCUGAAGCGCGAGUACGACCAGUGCUUCAACCGCUGGUUCGCCGAGAAGUUCCUCAAGGGCGACAGCGCCGGUGACCCCUGCGGGCAGCUCUUCAAGCGCUACCAGCUCUGCGUGCAGAAAGCAAUCAAGGAAAAAGACAUACCCAUUGAGGGCCUGGAGUUCAUGGGCCCAAGUAAAGGAAAAACUGAAAACUCCUCUUGAUGUUGGCUGUAUGGGUGGAGUCACUAAUAGGAGCCUUUGGACUAAGCACCAUCACCAGGUGUACCACAGACUUUUGUUAACUGCUUUCUAGGAAGUGACAAAUGUCUGCUUUUGAAAACAAAACAGCUAAAAGAAAAAAAACUACUGGAUCAUGUGGUGACUGCUGCCUCCUUUCCAGUGAAAGUGGUUCAGCAUCUAACGGCCUAAAAAUCCAUGUGAACUAACUUCCUACUGAAUGUACUUGGCAAUGGGGGAGUGCUGGUUGGGGUAGGCUGAGAUGGUUUCUUUGUGACUGAUUUCUUUUGCUUAUUUAUAUAACACUUGAAAGUGUUUAAAAGAAUAUGAAAGGGUUAAUGUACUUUCUAUUAUCUCUGCUGCUGAAUUUUUGGUGAAGAAGGUAGUUUCACGUAAUCCUGAAUACUGAAGGGCUUAAGCACUGUUUUGUGUCAGCUACAGAGGUGGUUUAAAAGCACUAGUGGACCUGCAACAGCUUGGCUAAAAUAAAUAUAACCAAGUUAUAUUUUGUUUAAGUA
Molecule: messenger RNA, 824 nt
Organism: Catharus ustulatus (Swainson's thrush)
Lineage: Eukaryota; Metazoa; Chordata; Aves; Passeriformes; Turdidae
Gene: TRIAP1
Product: TP53 regulated inhibitor of apoptosis 1
Exons: 2
Coding region: 1-291 (96 amino acids)
Source: RefSeq, a predicted model, not a curated record